AAACUACUAAAUCGAGAGGACCAAAAUUGGAUGAUUUUAGAAAACGACUUCUUGGUUUUAUAGUUGGAAUUAUGAUCAUAGCCUUCACCUUUACCUGUUUCUGUCUACUCCAUUACAAUUGUAUGGUUGAGGAGGUACAACCACCAGGAGGGCUCAACAAAGAAAAUAUGGCAGCUAUAUCAUCCUGGGUAUCCAAAGUAUCAGCGUAUCAACCUGAUAUGAUAGUUGAGGACAUUCUAGAAACUCAACCUCUGCUAUUAAAUUUAGACCAAACAUCGGCGCCCUUAUGUCCAGAUAAACAACCCAUACCAAACAAUACAGCAAAAUCAAUUCAGGCUUCAAGUCUAGAAAAGCCAUGCAUACCAUCACCUAAUGCACAAAAAUCAACAAAAUGCAUAAAUAUAGAAAAGUCAUCUACAUCAUGCAAUGCAAAAUAUUCAAAUAGGCCAUUAAAGUCAAAUAGGCCAACUAUGUCAUCAAACCCCAAAAGAUUAUGUAAGUCAUCUCACUUGGAAAAGACAUAUAACAAAUGUGGCCUUAAAAAGUCAAAUAAGCUCAACCAUGCCUAUAAAUUUGCUAACUUCAAUUCAUCCUGUUCAGAAAAGCAAGCCCCGCCUUGGCUAUCUGUUCUGCAAACUUCAGCUAAGCAAACCACACAACCUUCUUCUUUAAUCUCACAUAAUCAAAUCACACCCACCAAACCACGCAGAAUAAAGAGACCCAACCUGUCACGUGGACAUUAUGAGGUUAAAAGGUCAGUGAAUAGAAGAAAGCCUUUGUUACCCAUGCCUACAACAGCCAAAGUUUGCCAACAUUAUAAGGAUAAAUGCCUUGUUUGCAAUAAUUCUGGAUUUCUUCUCAGUGAUCUUUCAGGGGAAGAGAAGAAUAAUGAAGAAAAUCUUUAUGGUUCAAUGAAAGUGAAGCCACAUCGUAACCCUUUCUAUGAUACAGGAUACAAGUACAAGGCUUAUGAGAAAAAUGUGAGCAACGAUACUAUGAAAGAGUGUGAUAGUGAAGACAGUAAUUCAGAGAUAGUCCUUAUUUGUGACAUAAGUCAUGAUAAUAUCACAAAUAAAUAACCCUUCCAAUAUUAAGGAUUUAAACAAAUUGAUCUACACACAGAAUAUCCACAUGUAAUCAGUGUUGAAUAUAGAGCUAUCUCUCUCAAAGGUAA
This is a messenger RNA of Mus caroli (Ryukyu mouse), 1174 nucleotides long. It is a transcript of the gene CUNHXorf66, whose product is annotated as chromosome unknown CXorf66 homolog. Lineage: Eukaryota; Metazoa; Chordata; Mammalia; Rodentia; Muridae. The record is from RefSeq and is a predicted model, not a curated record.